Molecule: messenger RNA, 4952 nt
Organism: Cinclus cinclus
Lineage: Eukaryota; Metazoa; Chordata; Aves; Passeriformes; Cinclidae
Gene: ATP13A2
Product: ATPase cation transporting 13A2
Exons: 27
Coding region: 14-3607 (1197 amino acids)
Biological process (GO): autophagosome-lysosome fusion; intracellular calcium ion homeostasis; regulation of autophagosome size
Cellular component (GO): membrane
Molecular function (GO): ATP hydrolysis activity; P-type ion transporter activity; ATP binding
Source: RefSeq, a predicted model, not a curated record
GCGGGGCCGAGCCAUGAGCUCAGACAGCAGCCGGCUGCUGGGGGCCCAGCACCCAGGCUACGGGACACUGCGGCCAGACAUGGACCUGGCCCACAUGGAGGUCACGGGUUACCAGCGCAGGACGUGGCGGGUGCUGCUGUGCCACGCGGGCUCCGUGCUGAGCGCGGGGCUGCUCCUGUUGCUCUUCCACUGGAAGCCGAGCCUGGAAGUGCAGGCCAAGUGUGAGCCCUGUGCCCUGGGUCAGGCAGACUGGGUCAUCAUCAGGGACCGUUUUGGGCAGUGCUUCACCACCAGGGUGCUGACGGAGAUGCUGGGUGAGGCCAGUUCCCCCUGGAGCAGCCUGGAGCAACUCCCCAGGGCCCAGCAGGACCGCAGGAGCAGCGUCGCCAUCACUGUGCCAGACGAGGAUGAGAGCCGUGACACCGUCCAGCUCCACGACAAGGACGAGCAGAAGAGCAUCCUGAGGUAUUACCUGUUCCAGGGAAUGCGCUACGUGUGGCUGGAGCGGCAGCAGGCCUUCUGCAGAGUCAGUGUCCUGGAUGAGGGCUGGACCUGCGCAGAGCUGCACCUGAGCCGGGCUGGGCUGCACCAGCAGGAGCACAGUGCCAGGAGGAAGAUCUAUGGCCCCAACCUCAUCGAGGUGCCUGUCAAGUCCUAUGCCAGGCUCCUGGUGGAGGAGGUGCUGAACCCCUUCUACAUGUUCCAAGUGCUCAGCAUGGUGCUGUGGGUGUGUGAUGCCUAUUACUACUACGCCGCCUGCAUCUUCCUCAUCUCCACCUUCUCACUAGGGCUGUCCCUGUACGAGACGCGCAAGCAAAGCACCACGCUGCGGAACAUGGCUAGGAUGUCUGUGGGGGUCCAGGUGCGGCGGCCCGGCGGAGAGGAGCUGGUGGUCAGCUCAGCAGAGCUGGUUCCUGGGGACUGUAUCCGUCUGCCUGCGGCUGGGGCACUGCUACCGUGCGACGUGGCACUGCUGACUGGAGAGUGCAUGGUCAACGAGAGCCUGCUGACCGGGGAGAGCGUGCCAGUGAUGAAGACGCCGCUGCCGGUGAGUGGGCAGGCAGGCAGCACCACGUACUGCCCUGAGGAGCACCGGCGGCACACGCUGUUCUGUGGGACACAGCUCAUCCAGGCCAAGGCCUACGCAGACAGCGAGGUGCUGGCCGUGGUCACCCGCACAGGGUUCUGCACGGCCAAGGGGGACCUCAUCAGCUCUAUCCUCUACCCCAAACCUGUGAGCUUCAAGUUCUACAAGGACGCCGUGAAGUUCGUGCUGUUCCUCGCCAUCCUGGGUCCCUGUGGGACAGAUCAUCAUCCGCGCCCUGGAUCUGGUCACUGUCAUCGUGCCACCGGCACUACCGGCCGCCAUGACCGUGGGCACCAUCUACGCCCAGAACCGGCUGAAGAAACAGGGAAUCUUCUGCAUCAGCCCUCCCCGGAUCAACCUGUGCGGGAAGAUCCGCCUGGUGUGCUUCGACAAGGUGAGCCAGGCUGGGCGGGCGGGCAGCGCCAGAGCUCGCUGGGGCUCUCCGCACCCACCACGUGCUGGCCGUGCCCACAGACCGGCACGCUGACCCAGGAGGGGCUGGACGUGUGGGGUGUGGUACCCCUGGAGCAGCAGCGCUUCCUGCCCAUGGUGCACAAGCCUCGCUGCCUCCCCUCUGGAGCCCUGCUCUACGCCCUGGCCACGUGCCACGCCGUGUCACCGCUGCGGGGACAGCUCAUCGGGGACCCUGUGGACCUCAAAAUGCUGGAAUCCACCGGCUGGCGCCUGGAGAUGAUGGAGGAGGAGGAGGGGGAGCUCCCGGCCUUCCAGCAGUUCGAGAUGAAGGUCUUGGCUGUGGUGAAACCUCCGCCAGAGGAAGAGCAGCCCCAGGACAGGAGACACCAGGCCCCUGUGGGGAUCCUGCGGCGUUUCCCAUUCUCCUCCUCCCUCCAGAGGAUGAGUGUCCUGGUCAAGCUGCCCGGGGAGGCCUCGGCCCACGCCUACGUCAAGGGCGCCCCAGAGAUGGUGGCCAGUCUGUGCAGGAAGGAAACUGUGCCCCCGGAUUUCUCCCAGAUGCUCCGGCACUACACCUCCGACGGCUUCCGGGUCCUGGCUCUGGCCUACAAAGCCCUGGGCUCGGUGGCCACUUUUGAGGAGGCCUUGCAGCUGCCCAGGGACUCCGUGGAGAGUGGCUUGAACUUCCUGGGGUUCCUGGUGAUGAAGAAUGUCCUGAAGCCAGAGUCUGCCCCAGUGAUCCAGCUGCUGCGCAGUGCCAACAUCCGCCCCGUCAUGGUCACAGGGGACAACAUGCUGACAGCCCUGAACGUGGCACGGGGGUGCUGCAUGGUGGAGCCCAGGGAGCGUGUGAUCUUCGUCACGGCCUCACCACCUGGCCACGACAAACCCGCCACCCUCAAGUUCGUCCUGGCUGAGCACUCCCAGGGUGAGGAGCAGCCUGAGGGCUUGCAGCAGAGGGACAGCUCCUCCAUCCCAGCCCAGCACUGCCACCUGGCCCUCAACGGGAAAUCCUUCCAGGUGGUGUGCGAGCACUUCUCCGACCUCCUGCCCCGGAUCCUGCUCCGGGCUACCGUGUUUGCCCGCAUGCUGCCUGAGCAGAAGACCCAGCUGGUGAGCAGCCUGCAGGAGCUCAAUUACUGUGUGGGGAUGUGCGGGGACGGUGCCAACGACUGCGGAGCGCUGCGGGCAGCCGACGUCGGCAUCUCCCUGUCUGAGGCCGAGGCGUCGGUGGCCUCACCCUUCACCUCCCGCGUGGCCACCAUCGAAUGUGUGCCCAGGGUGAUCCGGGAGGGCCGGUGCUCCUUGGUCACCUCCUUCGGGGUCUUCAAGUACAUGGCCCUGUACAGCCUGGUCCAGUUUGUGUCCGUGCUCCUGCUCUAUACUAUCAACACCAACCUGAGCGAUUUCCAGUUCCUGUUCUUUGACCUGGUCAUCACCACCACGGUGGCCGUGCUGAUGGGGCGCACAGGGCCAGCGCCGGCGCUGGGCUUGCAGCGGCCACAGGGAGCCCUGAUCAGUGGGCUGGUGCUGGGCAGCCUUCUGCUGCAGACAGCCCUGCUCAUCGCCGUGCAGGUCCUCAGCUACUUCAUCACUGUCUCACAGAGCUGGUACGUCCCUCUGAACAGCACGGUGACAGCACCCCAGAACCUGCCCAACUAUGAGAACACUGUCCUGUUCUGCAUCAGCGGCUUCCAGUACCUCAUCCUGGCCGUGGCCAUGUCCAAGGGCUACCCCUUCCGCGAGCCGCUCUACACAAACGUGCUCUUCCUGCUCGUCCUUGUCCUGCUCUUUGGCCUGAUGGUCUGGCUCACCCUGUACCCGCUGGGCUUUCCCAAAUCCCUGCUGAAGCUCCAGCCCAUCGAGGAUUUCAAUUUCAAGCUCCUCCUCUUGGGCAUCGCAGCCCUCAACUUCUUUGCUGCCUUUGUGCUGGAGACUGCCCUGGAUCACGGCUUGCUUGGCUGCUUCCGAAGGCUGCGCCGGAAAAAAGCCUCCAAGAAGCUUUUCAAGAGGCUGGAGAAGGAGCUGAGCCAGCAGCAGCCAGCCUGGCCACCCCUGGACCAGCCCCUGUUUGCCACACCCAGGAUGUCCCUGGCCGUGAGAUAGCAGUGCCAGCUGUGCCCUCUGCCCCAGCCCUCAGAUGCUUCCUUUAUUUAUUUAUCCCAGAAAAAGCAGGGGUGUGGUGGGUAGGAUCCCUCGGCAUCACAGAUGUGAAUCCCAUGUCCAUGGUGACCCCAUGGCCACAAUGAUCCUGUGGUCUUACUGAUCCCAUGGUCACAGUAAUCCCACAGCCAUGCUGAUCCCAUGGCCACGCUGAUCCUGUGGCCACAUUGAUCCCACAGCCGUGGUGAUCCUACAGCCUCACUGAUCCCGUGACCAUAGUGGUCACACAGCCACACUGAUCCUGUGGCCACGCUGAUCCUGUGGCCACAGCCCAGAGGAGCCGGUGGUGGAGGAGGAAGGAGUGAGAAGAUCCCAAGGAAGAGGAGGAUCCAGCCCUGCUCUUCCUGCAUGAUUCCCCCCACUCCCACGCUGGCCACCAUGGCCAGCUGGGCCUGUCGUGGCCGGCCCAGGCCACCAGGAAGGAGGUCCCUGAUGUCCCCAGCACCCCCAGCUGUUUCACUGUGAUGCCCCAGUCCCCUCUAGAUGUGUAGGGAGUUUACAGUCCCCAUUCCCGGCUUGCCAGGGCUGCUGCUCCAUCCCCAGCAUCUGGGCCCCUUCUCCACUUGGAAUGCUCGGGCAGAGCACCUCUGCUGUGGGAUGGGACCUCUGUAGCAUUACAGACCCCACAAAAUCUCUAUUUUUUAACUCCUUCCCCCACGCCUCGGGCCGUGUCAGCUGUCGGGAAGGUGGCAGCGCCACUCGCGGGUUCCGGCCGGGGCCGUCACGGGUCUGGAUCAAUAAAUUAACACUUAUUUUCUUGUCUGCUGGUCCGUGCUGCCUGCUGGGAUGGAUUGGGGUGAGUAUCUGUGGAGUACAAAGAGGUUUCAGGGUCACCUCGUUCCCAGCCAGGCUGAGAAAUGCUCGGCUCAAUGCUCGAAAGCAGGGACUGGAGCCAGGGAUGACUCCACUGGGAUUCCUGCAGCCCAAACCGAGCUGAACAGCCUCUCUCCAGCUGGAAUUUCCUAGAAAAUAACAAUACUCGCUGGAAAUGCCCAGGUGUCCUAGCCAAGACUCGGAAACCUCGUUCCUUCCACCGAGGAGAAGCUGGGAGCUGGAGACGCCGCAUCCCAAAGGCGAAGAGUAGCCCGCGGGGGAGGGUCUGUGCUCCCCGCGCCCCCCUCCCGGCGUUUUCCAGUUACCUCCCAGCAUCCCGGGCUGGUUCCUGCAGGGAUUCCUGCCAUGGAAAGUCUGAGCCCCCUCUGAGCGCCGGCGGCGCCUCUCUGCCCUCGGGAGCUGGGGAUUAGGUCAGGAAAUGAGGCACAGGCAGAGGUAAGAGGUUUCCUGAAGG